Messenger RNA from Homalodisca vitripennis (glassy-winged sharpshooter), 4716 nucleotides. RefSeq names its product calcium/calmodulin-dependent 3',5'-cyclic nucleotide phosphodiesterase 1-like. Lineage: Eukaryota; Metazoa; Arthropoda; Insecta; Hemiptera; Cicadellidae. Gene Ontology annotation, molecular function: 3',5'-cyclic-AMP phosphodiesterase activity. The record is from RefSeq and is a predicted model, not a curated record. Gene Ontology annotation, biological process: signal transduction.
GCGACAGUCCUGUAUCCGUCCGUGUCGGUGACCGCGUCACGCGUGUUGUGUCAGUGUCAGUGUUGUCUGUGGUCGAUACAUACGGUAUAGCACUAUCUCCACGAGGGUAUGUUACGUAGUGUAGUGGAUGUUAGCUUCCCCGUAGUAGUGAUCUGUGUAGUACGCUUGUAGUGGUGACAUGGCGUGCAGUGAUAGUAGUGAACAGUAGGCGAUGGGGGGCUGCGGCUGCUGGGGUGACUGAUGGCACCGACGAUGGACGACAUCUGAGGGGAUGGAGCGAGGGAAGGAGGCAGUCCACAAGUGCCACAGCGACCCUGGAGGCUCGGGGGCGGCGCGGAGGGUUCGCAGUUACAGUGGCCGCAAAUGUGUGCUCACUCUGGACGGCUACUCUUAUGUCAUAGUGGCCAGUCCGCCAGAGCGGCCCUCUAGCAAGGAGGACGCCCCUUCCCCCACAGGCGAGAUGCCGUCCAUCAGUCGAAAUGGCCAACUAUCCAAACAAGGCUCCCUCACAAUCGUAAGACGAAGUAGUGCCAAAAAACAACAAGGAACGUCAAGUGAAGAAGACACGAUCGAUGUAGACGAUCUGACCACAGACAACUUGCCGCCUAUAGACACGCCCGACGCUUGCGAUAAAGCCGCGGCGAGGUUACGGUGUUUGUUGAAGCAGUUGGAACGGGGUGAAAUCUCUGCUGACGUACUGCAAAAAAACUUGCAGUACGCGGCUAGAGUCCUAGAGGCUGUUUUCAUCGACGAAACCAAGAGGGGAGACCAGAAGCGGGAGCCGGGCCGCAACGAGACGGAACCGGUCAGCAUCCAGCAACGCAAGUUGAAGACUCCCGUCUGGGCCGUCAGAUCCACAGUAAGGAAAAAGGAACAAGUUGGGGAAAAUACGAGGCGCCUGGCGGACGAGGAUGACGAGUUAUCCGAGGUCCAGCCGGAUGCAGUUCCGGCGGAAGUACGAGAGUGGCUCACCUCCACGUUCACGAGGCAGCUGGCACCUACGAGACACCGCAAUGAUGAGAAGCCCAAGUUCAGGUCCGUGGCGCAGGCGAUCAGGGCGGGGAUCUUCGUGGACAGAAUAUACCGCAGGAUAGCCGCAAGCGGCUUCAUGCAAUUCUCCCCCGAGAUCGUCGAAGUCUUGAAGUCACUGGACGAAUGGUCGUUCGACGUGUUCGCGCUAGGCAAGGCUGCACAAAAUCAACCCGUCAGAUACCUUGGGUAUGAUCUGCUCAACAGAUACGGUUGCCUGUCAAAGUUCAAGAUAAAUCUGCAGACGAUAGAGAACUUCCUGAACAGGGUGGAGCAGGGAUAUCUGAGGUACGGCAAUCCCUACCACAACAAUCUGCACGCGGCUGAUGUCGCCCAGACCGUCCACUACAUGCUGUGUCAGACAGGUCUUAUGAACUGGAUGACAGACCUGGAGAUCUUCGCUACGCUGAUAGCAGCGUUGAUCCACGACUACGAGCAUACCGGCACCACCAACAACUUCCACGUCAUGUCCGGCACAGACACGGCACUUCUCUACAAUGACAAAGCCGUUCUAGAAAACCACCACCUCAGUGCCUCAUUCAGGGUUCUAAAAGAAGAUGACUGCAAUAUUUUACAAAACAUGUCAAGGGAAGAAUACAGGGAGUUCCGUAGUUUAGUAAUAGAGACAGUGCUGGCAACCGACAUGAGUUGCCACUUCCACCAACUGAAGAACAUGAAAAACCUUCUGUCCCUCCAAGAACCAAGCAUCGACAAGGCGAAAGCGCUAUCUCUGGUGUUACAUUGCUGUGACAUUUCGCAUCCUGCCAAGAAAUGGGACCUGCACUUCCAGUGGACCUCUCAGCUCCUGGAGGAGUUCUUCCUGCAGGGAGACAAAGAGAAGGAACUGGGAUUACCAUUUAGCCCCCUCUGUGAUAGAAAAAAUACGUUGGUUGCUGAGUCACAGAUUGGUUUCAUCGACUUCAUCGUAGACCCCAGUCUUUCGGUGUGCAGUGACAUGUUGGAGGCGAUUCUUGCUCCUGUCAUGGGACCUUCCUCCAAGGAAGUCAAGAGAUCCGUCUCUGUUUCUGAGGACACAAGAAAACCUCACGAACAAACCAACUGUGAAGGCACCCCGCCUCCCUUUUCAAUAAAGAAGCCGUGGCUGGGAUGUCUAGCUGAGAAUAAGAGGAUAUGGAAGGAGAGAGCUAUUAUAGACGCAGCGGCAAGGGCAGCUGCUGAGGCGGCCGCUGCUGCCGAACUGGAAGAAGAACAGAAAAGAAAAGAAGAGGAGGCGAAGAGUGAAGAGUGCAAGGCUGAAGAAUAGCAUCAAUAUUGCUGUCAGUAUGAGGCUGUGUAUCGUGUUUUAAUGCCAGCAAUAUGCCGCUUGAUGCUUCUGUAAAGUUUUGUGUAUAUCCAGUGACCUGACUGUCCCGAGGGUUUGUAGUAGUGUAGAUCCCUUCCUACGUCUCAAGAACAGUCGGCCAGUCCCACCAUGUGCAGCACUCCACUCAGCUUAAGCCAACAUGUAAGAUAACUAAUAGGUAGUUAUAGAUUACUUUCGUUCUUUUAAUAUUUGUAAUUAAUGAGUUUCGUGUACAAAUAAGACACUGUAAAAGUUUUAACUAAGAGUGGUUUUGUAAAACUUCCGUAAUACCUAAACAAUCAAACAAUGCUUUACAGAUUAUAUAAUUUACUGGAUCGACCUUCCAAGUUUUCUUCUGCUGUGAGAAAAAAUAGUACUUUUGCACGGGCAUUCAAACGUAAUAAUCAUUUAAGGAACAGUUUAAGAUAUUUUUACUAAUUAAGAAUGUCGUAAGAUUGUGAUCUAUUUGAGCUCUAAAGCGUAGCUAGGUAGUACUAAGGAAGUAACUAAUACAUUUAUGGCCUUUUACUAUAUUUAUUAAAACAAUCUUCUAUACCUUGAACCAUAACCAUCUGCCAAUACUUAUACUAUAAUUGUUUUUGUAUUUAACUAUCAGUACAAUAUUAUAUUAAAUCUUACUCUAUUCUUCCUGCAAACCGUCUUACUGUACAUAGCGUGUUCCUAAUCACUAAAGGCUAAAGCAGCAAACCGAUAUUGUUCAUUUCUUUUAUUUGUCUUGUUUCGAUAGGAUUGUUUGAUUUCAGAUAUAUAGUCCAUCCAUUUAACGAUAUUGGGAAGUUUUAUUCAGGUUGGUAUUGAUCAUUUUGUUGUUUGUUGUACGUUAACCAAAUAAUUAUAAGGUGGUUGAUAUAUUUGAUAAAAUAUCAUUCUUUGUCUUGUUUGCUCUGGGACAAACAAAUUUUUUUAUCAAAUUUUUUGUAUUAUCAAUUUGUAUAAUAUUAAUUUAUUCAAAAUGUUAUUUUGUGGACAUCUAAUGGUAAGGCCUUGUUUGUGUUAAGGCCCUAGUCUAUAAGAUAAACCGUUUAAACAAAAUUAAUAAUGCGAUACAAGUGAAAUCUUGUAAUUAAAAACUGUUAAUUUCAAAAUUGUAAUUGGUUAUAUCAUUUUAAUUAUUCUUUUACUGUAUUACUAUGAUAUAGUAUGUAACAUUUUCAUUAAACUCCAUAUAAAGUUCUAAAGAACAUUUAUAUAGGAACUUUCAAAUUUUAAUUAUUGUGAAUCGUAUUACAAAUUUUUUAAUUUAUAUUUUGUGAGAUGCGCAACUUUUGAAAUAAUAAAAUGUAUUACUUUAAGACUAAAGUUUUAAGUUUACACGUUAUUUAUAGGGAUAACAGUAUAUUUUAAAUUAUUUCCUUUAAGUCUUUACAUAAAAAAAGGAGGUCUCUAUGAUCUUAGAAAAUUAAAAUAGUUAAAGUUUUUUUUUGUCCACAAUAUUUCUAAUGGACUGUUUAUUAAUGUUCUUAUAAUAAACAUUUAUGUAACUCUAGGGUUAUUUUAAUACUGACUUUAUAAAAUUGUAGACGUUGAUUUAACUGUCAGAUCUCUAUCAUUACUACUCACUAUCCACGCCAUUGUUAUUUGUUACGCCUUCUUAUCCAACAAAGUAUGUACAAUUCCCAAUGUAAAUAGUAUCGUAUUAAUUAUUCCCGUCCCCCCUCCCCCCCCGCAAUACCUCAGUGUUUAUGUGUAUGGCCACCUUACUUGUGGCAAUAAGAACACCAGCUUUACAUAAUCAGACUAUUUUGUAGAAUAUAUACUACUCUAACAAUUUCUUAGAAGGAUUCUAAAUAUUCCUCUAUUUUUAAUGAAAUCGUCUUUAAGGCUGCAAGAGCGUAGAGAUAAUAAAUAGCACGGAGAAGACUCAGCUAUAACCGGUUUAUUUCGCUUGGUCUCUCCCCAAACCCACUACAAACCCUAGUCGAUGUCCUGUAAAGUUUGUUUGAGUGGAUUACUUACUGUAUUAAGUGUGUUUGUAUACAUUCUCGUCAAAAUCAUAUGCAAUUAUAACGACAUUAUAAGUGUUAUGGUAAAAGACUACUUACUUUUGGACUCUUUGUAUUUUUAUACUUUAAACUUUACUGUAAGUUUUAUAAACUGGCAUUAAUAAACCCAAACUCAAAAUGUUUAACAAAACUGAAACGUAUUGACAAUUUCACAUGAAAUUGAACUUUUCAUUUUAAAAGUUACUACUACAAUCAGUAACGAGAAGAACUUUCUAUUUUUCCAUUAUUAGAUGUUUAACUAUCAAAAUAUUAGCAAUACAUGUUUCUUCGAUUUUAUAUGUUUUUAACUAACUAUAUUAUUGUGUAAAUUUAAAAUAUUUUACUCUUCAAUUGUUCAUGCUACGAAAAUCGAAAUUUGUU